This is a messenger RNA of Penicillium canescens, 1383 nucleotides long. RefSeq lists its product as uncharacterized. Lineage: Eukaryota; Fungi; Ascomycota; Eurotiomycetes; Eurotiales; Aspergillaceae. Gene Ontology annotation, molecular function: protein binding. Bases 1 to 1383 code for a protein of 460 amino acids. The record is from RefSeq and is a predicted model, not a curated record. The transcript has a single exon.
AUGGACAUUCACCCGCCCUCACUCGAAUCGCUCCAAAGAGGGGUGACUGAUCUAGCAACGACAUAUCAUGACCGGGGAUGGACGAGCGCAGCCACAGGCCUGGAAGAAGCCCUCAAAACCGCCGAAGGACGAGUCUCAACAGACGCGAAUCUCGACGCAACGAUAACAACACUGGAAGAGCUGGGUGCACUGAUGAAAGCCUGUCUACGCGGCAAGCUAUGGAUCAUCGCGGAAGACCUGGGUAUCCUUGUGCUGGAGACCAGUGAAGCCCUGAAAGGUGAACGAGACCCGAUGACAAUGACUGCCAUGAAUAAUCUGGCAUCUGCAUAUUGGGGCCGGGGACAACUGGAUCAGGCGGCUGCUCUUGCGUUGCGAGUGACGAAUCUUCGAAGAACAUUGCUUGGCGAGUCACAUCCGCAGACGUUGACUUCGAUGACGAAUUUGGCGUCCACGUAUCGGAGUCAGGGGCAUUGGUCUGAGGCUUUGAAGCUUGAUUUGAAGACGUUUAAGAUGAAGAAAGAGUCGCUUGGUGCGACGCAUGCAUCGACGUUGGGAUCGAUGGCGAAUUUGGCGAUCUCCUAUACGAACCUUGGUCAGUAUGACGAAGCGGAGUCAAUUACACGUGAGUUGGUUGAUUUGGGAGAGGAAGCGCUGUCUCCGACUGAUGCGUCGCUAUUAAAUUGGAAGUUGAGCCUGGCGUCGACGUAUCGAGACCAGGGGAGGCUGGGCCCCGCUGAGAAACUCGACCGCGAGGUCGUUGCUGCCAGUCGGGCUUCGUUAGGUGCGGAGAAUCCCUUCACACUCACUUCCAUGGCCAACCUUGCGUCCACUUAUCGGGAGCAGGGUCGAUGGCCGGAUGCUGAGCGUCUUGAGAAGGAGGUCGUGUCGACUAGUGAGACAGUGCUUGGCGAGACACAUCCGCAGACUCUCAUGUCCAUCAGUAACCUUGGCUCUACCUAUCGAAGUCUGGGUCGGUUAGAAGAGGCCAAGCGCCUUGGCGAAAAGGCGACAACAGUUAUGAAGGAUGUUCUCGGCGAGCGUCAUCCAUACACGUUAGUCGCCAUGGCCGACCUAGCCGUGACAUAUCACCUGAAGCAGCAGUCGCCCGAUGCCGAAAUACUCGCAGCCCGGUCACUGCGCUUGAUGGAGGAGACCAUCGGCAAAGACCAUCCAUAUACCCUCAGCGCCAUGGCCAACCUAGGCUCGAUAUACCAGUCGCAGAGCAAGUGGGAUGUCGCAGGGGGAAUGGCGGAGACGGUGUACGCGGGCAGAGAAAGAGUAUUUGGAAAAGACCAUCCAGACACUCUCGCGGCACUGGAAGAUUUGAGAAGAGUAGCCUGGGUAGAAGCGGCGGAUCAGAAUGCACAGUCAACGUUGAAUUAG